This is a messenger RNA of Anthonomus grandis grandis, 1109 nucleotides long. RefSeq names its product THO complex subunit 4 (gene Ref1). Gene Ontology annotation, molecular function: mRNA binding. Gene Ontology annotation, biological process: mRNA export from nucleus. The coding region runs from base 129 to 890 and encodes 253 amino acids. The record is from RefSeq and is a predicted model, not a curated record. Lineage: Eukaryota; Metazoa; Arthropoda; Insecta; Coleoptera; Curculionidae. Gene Ontology annotation, cellular component: nucleus. The transcript is spliced from 3 exons.
AACGCAUGCGUACUCAUACAGUAGCACCAACAAAAAGCCGCCCGUCGCCAUUUUGUAGCAUUCUUUUAACGUUUCGGUAGCGUGUGUUCGUCUAUUUCCCGUAUUUAUUCCGAUUCCGUUGCGUUAAAAUGGUCGACAAAAUCGAAAUGAGUCUCGAGGACAUCAUAAAAACCAGUAAACAGGGUCGGGGCCGCGGCAGAAGAGGCGGUAAUCGCGGGGGUAACAGAGGCGGUCAACGCCAACAACGCGGAGGCGGUAGUAAUUUUAGAAGGGGCGGCGGCGGCGGUGGGGCGGUUAGGGGCGGCCGUGGUCGCGGAGGCAUCUCGCGCUCCUUCACACGGGGCGACGUGAACAGUGCGUGGAAGCACGACCUGUUCGAAGGGUUCGGGGCCCGCAAGGUGGCGGCCGCCCGGGCCGUAGUGCAGGCCACCAUGGGGCCCACCAAAUUAAUGGUGUCCAACUUGGAUUUCGGGGUGUCCGACUCGGACAUCCAGGAGUUGUUUGCCGAGUUUGGGCCCCUUAAAAGUGCCGCCGUGCACUACGAUCGGUCGGGCAGAUCGUUAGGUACGGCCGAUGUCAUAUUCGAGAGGAGAAGCGACGCUAUUAAGGCCAUGAAGCAGUACAACGGGGUGCCUUUGGAUGGACGAGCGAUGAACAUACAAUUGACAACCAGCGAGAUCCCUGUGCCUCCCAGGAGGUCGAUUGGAGGUGCCGAAAGAAGAUUCGGAGGCAACCAGAGGAGUCCUCGAGGGGUUAAAAGUGGACGGCCAGUUAGAGGACAAAUGACACGUGGUCGUAGAGGCGGAGGCGGCAGAAACCAACAGAGAAAACAGCCCACAGCCGAGGAACUAGACGCAGAGCUCGACGCCUACACCAAAGAAAUGAAGUAAAUAUUCAAAGUGAAGUGCGUCUCUGUAUUCGUUAAGGAUCGAAAAAACCAAAACUGUUUUUACUCAACUUACUGUGUCCGUUUUUUACACUUUCAUAGUGCGAGAGUGUGUUAACAGAACAUGGACGGGAGGGAAGUUACUUUCGUUGAACAAGUUUUAAUAAUUAUUAUUAUGUGUAUAUUUUAAAAUAUGUGAAAUAUAUUACAAAGUAGUCGUUUA